Molecule: messenger RNA, 653 nt
Organism: Hordeum vulgare subsp. vulgare (domesticated barley)
Lineage: Eukaryota; Viridiplantae; Streptophyta; Magnoliopsida; Poales; Poaceae
Exons: 3
Coding region: 1-510 (169 amino acids)
Source: RefSeq, a predicted model, not a curated record
AUGACCCGCAUCGGGACGGGCGGGGUGGAGGAGGGGACCCCGGAGGGGGGGGGGGGGGGCUGCUGCGGCGCCGUGCACUGUGGGGGCGCUCGGACCUGCCACAAGCCAUGGGUCAAGCCCCCUGUUCACCGACGGCGCACGUGCAACAGCGCCGAUAAUGUGUCCGUGGGCGCGGCGAGCACCAAGAGCGGUGUGUCCGUCGAUGCCGUGGCCGCGUCCAGCGGCGCGGUGACCACCACGGGCGAAGCGGCGGACGGCCUGCAUCCUGCGACGGAAGCGCCGGAGUCCGGCAACACCAUGACCGCGACGACGGUAGCGACGGCCAUCCGCACGAAUCAGGCGGAGAAAGAAGGAAACAAGGCCAGGCAUCUCACCGACAAGGAGUAUAUAUAUCUCCUGGAGAGACGCGAGAUCGGAGGGAGAUCCGUCGGUUCCAGGGAGUCGGGAGAGAGAGACGUCCGUGCGGGAGGAACCGCUCGAACGGUUGGGCAAGGGGAGAUUUUCCCCUAAUUUACAUAAUUAGUUUUAGAAAUUAUGCGCAUGAAUUGGGAUUUGUAGAAUAAUCUUCACAUCUUCAGGGAGAAAAGUUUGUCUUACUAUGUCUCCAUCCCAAUUUUUUGUGGCAUGAUCAAUCAAAUCUUUUACUUUAGAUA